AUGUACCGGCAGAAUCGCUGUUACAGCUGUAUGUCACCAAUGUAUGAAGAAUUCUUUAAAAAUGGAUUGGAUCGAUAUUUUACUCCUCCAAAGAACUUUUCUUACCAAUGCGAUGAACCGAUGAAUCCCGAGUCUAUGCAUUUGGUAUCAUGUCGUACCAUAUGUCUUACGGUACAACAGGACCUCUAUAUUAUGGGUCAACCCACCGGUAAGCGUUUAUUUAUGCGUGGAUGUGCGUUAACAUUGGCUAGGAGAGGUCUUAACAAUCAUACGCUCAGCAUGUUCGAUCGCUACGAUAUAUGCAGAGAAAUGUCAGCGGCCGAUCUGUUCAGGCAUGACCGGGCCGACUCGCAACGCGUUCGUGUUUGCAGCUGCCUUGGUGAUCGGUAA
This is a messenger RNA of Strongylus vulgaris, 390 nucleotides long. The record is from the annotation of a GenBank genome assembly. Lineage: Eukaryota; Metazoa; Nematoda; Chromadorea; Rhabditida; Strongylidae.